This is a messenger RNA of Nerophis lumbriciformis (worm pipefish), 3460 nucleotides long. Lineage: Eukaryota; Metazoa; Chordata; Actinopteri; Syngnathiformes; Syngnathidae. The record is from RefSeq and is a predicted model, not a curated record.
ACAGCAACAAAUUCACUAGCAGAGGCGACAUGACGACGCACAAAAACGAGAGAAUCAAACUUACAUGUUUGUUGUCACUUGUUGUGGACUACUGUCCGCCAUCACACCUGCUGUGUGUCAGCCGCUCCGAUGCCUUCACGUACACUCGGAGAUUUCUAAACUAGUCGAGAAACGCCGUAAAAUGACGUUUGACACGCCCCGGAACAAAUCACAGAUUUAAAAAAAAACUCAUUUAAUUUAAUAUCAAACAGGAUGUACGAUAUUUGAACAUACAUAAACAUAAAACAACAAAACACACAAAAACGACAAGUUUACAACAUCUGUGCUGCUCACGACCUCAUCAGUUUGUGACGUCAUUACUGACCGCGUCACUAUUACAACACAAGAGAGAGACAAACUCCCUCAUUGACGCUCAGGACAUUUCAACAUAGGUAUACUAACCAAUCAGUACAUUUAUUAGUAUCAUGAACACAAUAACAACAGACGAUAAACAUGUUUAAAAACGUUACGGUUAAAACUAAAACAAAUAGUACUGUAGAACAUAAUAUUUCAUUUUUCUUAUAGGAAUUGAAAUGCAUUACAUGGUUAAAUAACAGCAAAUCUGAAGUAUUGUAAAAUUGGAUUGAAAAUAGCACCCGGCCAAUAAGAAGCUUGAACGCAACAGCCAAUCAGCGAUCAGAGCACCCAAACUUCACCAUUGGAGACAAAACAUCUCAACAAAGGAGAGGAACAGCGAGGGAACAUUUUUGUUCGAGCAGGUUGAAUGCCAGCACCCUCCGCCAUGACAUCUGCAGACUGACAUGGAGGCCCUAAAGCUGGGGGCUUCAUCCAGUUGGACGUGCCACAGGGUCUUGACAGACGGAUUUUGGCAUCAACGCGGGGUGCAGGGACGGCAGAAAAGUCCUCCUGUGCUCCGUCUCAUGUAGGCUGCAAACUCCGUGCGCUGAGGAUGGCUCUGCCAAAGACGCCCGGCGUUCACGCUGGAGACCAUCGGCAUGACAGCGAUCCCGACAACACGCAGACGGCGAGCACAGCAAGCUGCGCGCUGGAGAACACCCUGAAGAAGAGAAAGAUUAAGAGGAGACUGUGGAUCAACUUGACCACCUGCAAGUAUGAAAGUGUGCGGCGUGCUGCUCGACGUUUCGGCCUCAGAGAAGCGAUGGAAGGCGACGACUGGACACUGAUGUGGUCUGACUGCUCCGUGUCUCUGGAGAGAGUGAAGGCCAUGAAACCGUACCAGAAGAUCAAUCACUUUCCCGGCAUGAUCGAGAUCUGCCGCAAGGACACGCUGGCCAGGAACCUGAACCGCAUGUUCAAGCUCUUUCCCAAGGACUACAACAUCUUUCCCAGGACUUGGUGCCUCCCCGGAGACUACAGCGACUUCCUGGCAUUCACGCGCCUCAAGAAGCACGCCGCCUUCAUCUGUAAGCCCGACGUCGGCUCCCAGGGCCGUGGCAUCUUCAUCACAAGGUCCAGCAGGGACGUUCAGCCCGGGGAACACAUGAUCUGCCAACUGUACAUCUCCAGGCCUUUGGUGGUGGACGGCUACAAGUUCGACCUGCGUCUGUACGUGUUGGUGACGUCAUGUGACCCGUUGAGGAUAUUCCUGUUCAAGGAGGGUCUGGCCCGCUUCUGCACCACCAAGUACACCGUCCCGACGCACGGCAACCUGGACCAGGUGUGCAUGCACCUGACCAACUACUCCAUCAACAAGCACAGCCACAACUUUGUCCGCGACGACCACACCGGCAGCAAGCGGAAGCUGUCUGCGCUUAUGGAGCGGCUGGAGGCGGCGUGCGGCGACACGGCCAAGCUGUGGAGCGACAUGGAGGACGUGAUCGUCAAGACGCUGAUCUCGGUCCAUCCCGUCUUGCAGCACAACUACCACACCUGCUUCCCCGACCACGCCGCCGCCAGUGCCUGCUUCGAGAUCCUCGGCUUCGACAUCCUGCUGGACCAUCGCCUGAGGCCCUGGCUGCUGGAGGUCAACCACUCCCCGAGUUUCACCACCGACUCGCCCCUGGACUGCGAGGUGAAAGACGCGCUGCUUUACGACACGCUUCUCCUCAUCAACUUGGACGCCUGCAACAGAAGCAGAAUCUCCAAGGAGGAGCGCAGGCGGGCCAAGGAGCGUCUGCAGGACAACCCAUCCAGAGCGGCCAGGUCCGAGGAUCUGCGGCGGUGCCAGGCGGCCUGCGCCCGGCAGACGGCGACGUACGAGAGCAAGCACCUAGGCGGCUUCAGGAGGAUCUUUCCCCGGGAGGCGGGCGGGGGAGACAAGUACGAGAAGUUCUUCGACCAAUGCAACGCGCUGGUCCAGACCACGGAAGUUUCCAGAGCCCGUCAGGAGCGUGCCAGGCAGCAACUGCAGCAGCAGCGGGACAAGCAGCGGGACUGUCUGGGGGAGACGGCGGGGGAGCGGGCCAGACCUGGGCCCACACGACACAGACCGCGCACAGGCCGCCCGGAGGCGGCCCCGCAGCCGCCUGCUGCUCCGGUCCCGCUGAAGAAGGAGGACGAGGAGGAGGAAGAGCGGCUGGAGGUGCUGCUCCAGAGGAAGAAGCUGCUGCUGGGCUUGGGGGUGGUCCGGCAGAUCCGCCAGCUGUUGCAGGGCCGUAACCAGGCCGGGGCGGUCUUGCAGGACGCCGUCCCCCAUAAGCAGCGGCCGAGGCAACUUUUGAAGUUGGACUUUUUGACGCCCUAUGCUCAAAACACGUCCUGCACUUUCACCUCUAAGAAGAGCUCGCUCAAGAACGUAAACACGCUCGAGGCAGAAAGCCGCCACAGGCCAAGAGACAAAAGGCGGCGCUUCAGUGUUCGGAAGGCCCUCAGACGAGGUGAGAAGUCCCGCCUUUCAGCGCACUUGAAGGACGUCGCCAUUUCUGACCCGGGACGCGUCGAAGCAGAGUCUGAUCUUGUUUUAGUCCGAGGCGUGCCCUCGGCGCCUCGCCGCGAGGCCGCUGGGAGCUCCGACCGACGCCCGCGCGAUGUGGUCCCCAGAGGACGCCAUGACACCCAUCACAGCCCCUCAGACCUGCACGGCCUCUCGGUCAGCGCCACUCGCCCCCUCCCUGUGCUCAGGAGGCCCGGCCUGUCCCGCACGGCGAAGGACGGCGAGACCACAAAGCAGAUCCUGCAGCACUGCAGGAUGUCCCGAAUGAAACAGUCCAAGAUUUAACAUCACUUUGUUUUGCUCUCAAAUGUGCCAACUUGAACACAAACAGGCCUAUAAAAUAAAUUCAAAUUGCAUAUCUUUUAUUUGUUUGGGUUUUCACAUCCAUUUUCCACCGCUUGUCCAUUUAACUAAAUGAAGUUCUUGAUGGAAUCCCACAAAAUGAUGAAAACAUUUUCCAUUCAAGAAAUGUUACAAUUUCAUUAGAUUAGUUUUUUUUAAUUCAAAAACAUGACUUUAUAUUUGAAACAAUUACUAUUUUCUUUUCUUUCUUUUUUUUUUACAAAA